UCACUAUUAGUGGGACGUCUGGUGGGAUGUGCACCGCAACACUCACAGCUCCUCCGCUUGCCGGUCUGUCAGGAUAGCGCUCAUGGCGGGGAUGACCGGACGACCACCAUACACGGGAGGUGAUCAGGAUGUGCGCUGGCAGGGCGGCGAUGUGGGUUUCUUUUGUGGUCUGGCGGGGAUUUGCGGUGAGUGUCUGCGCAGAGACAGUCGGCGGGGUGUCUCGCGGUGCGCACCGGGUGGGAGACAGGCAGCGGUAAGGCGCGGGGGAGCAACUGCAGUAAUCGCAAAUUGAGCGCAAACUGAGCGCAAGGAGUCCGGAUUGGACUUGGUGUGUGUUCUCGUGGGCCCCCAGUAUUCACUGGGACAUGGAUGGGGCGGGCAGCUGUACUGAGUAUGUACUUCGUGCGGCGAUGAUGAUGCCGCAGCAGCAGCGCGAAAGUUACCGUAGCGACAGCGCCCGCGAACACAAAACAACCCUCCAUUUGCAGCCCAACCAGCACGACGGCACUACCCAGUACCCACAGAACACUGCGCCCGCCAGGCCCUAUCUCGACUGCGACAUCGUUCUUACGACGCGCAGAACGAGUGCGCCACAGCCACAGACGUUUAUCUGCACGCACACUCACCCCCGCACCAAACACCACACACAACACGCCAUGGCCGAUAAAGAAGAGGACUUUAGUGCCCUCCCCCUCCCAGAUCGCUUCACACACAAGAACUGGAAGGUUCGGAAGGAAGCAUACGAGGCAGCUACCAAAGAGUUCAAGAUCGCUGCGAGUGAGAACGAGCCUAUAGUGCGCCAGUUCAUCAACGAUGCAAGCAUAUGGAAAGGCGUCGUGGGCGACUCCAACGUCGCGGCACAACAAGAAGGCCUCGGCGCACUAUGCGCCUUCCUCGAAAUAUCUGGCCAGCAGGGCUGUACACGAACGCGACAAGUCACAAUUGCUACCAUCGCCGAAAAGGGUCUCCCAUCAACCCGUGCCGCAGCGAAGCAAGCUGCGCUCGAAGCGCUGAUGCUCUAUAUCGAGACUGAUAAGCCCGAGCCGGUCAUCGAGGAGCUUCUUCCCGUUCUUUCGCAUAAAGUCCCCAAAACCAUCGCUGCGACACUAGACGCCCUGACCCAACUUUACCACGCCUACGGCUGCAAGACGAUCGAGCCCAAGUCCGUCCUCAAGAUUUUACCCAAGGUCUACGGCCACGCAGAUAAAAACGUCCGAGCGAAGGCACAGGAGUUGACUGUCGAGCUCUACCGAUGGCUCAAGGAUGCUAUGAAGCCUCUGUUCUGGAGCGAUCUGAAGCCCGUUCAGCAACAAGAUCUUGAGAAACUGUUCGAAAAAGUCAAGGAUGAGCCAGCACCGAAGCAGGAGCGCCUGCUUCGCUCUCAACAGGCAGCGAAAGAGGCAGCUGCAACAGCGCCAGGAGGUGGCGAUGACGAGGUCGAUGACGAGGAGGAGGCUGCUAUCGAUUUAGAGCCUGACUUCGAGGCCGUCGAUGUUUUUGCGAAGAUACCGAAGGACUACAAUGAGCGUCUGGGCUCGACCAAGUGGAAAGAUCGCAAAGAGGUGCUGGAGGAAACGCAAAAGGCUCUGGACAUCCCGAGAAUCGCUGAAGGACCAUUCGACGACUUGGUACGCGGCUUCGCCAAAUCCAUGAAGGAUGCAAACGUUGCAGUUGUGAUCACGGCAGCAAACUGCGUUGAGCUCCUGGCCAAGGGCCUGAAGAAGAGCUUCAACAAAUACCGCAAAGACAUCAUGAACGCCAUGAUGGAAAGGCUGAAGGAGAAGAAGCAGACCGUAACGGAUGCGCUGGGAGCUGCUCUCGACGCCGCAUUCGCGUCUUCAAACUUCGCAGAUUGCCUGGAAGAAAUAUUGGAGUUCCUGAAACACAAGAACCCUCAGGUCAAGCUGGAGUCUACAAGGUUUUUGGUUCGAUGUCUGAGGAACACUCGCGAGGCCCCUUCACCGCCAGAAGCAAAAACAUUGGCGGAAGCCUCGACCAAGCUCUUGACCGAGUCGCAAGAGGUACAGCGUUCUGCGGGUGCGGAAGUACUCGGCACACUAUGGAAGAUCAUGGGAGACCGCAUCAUGAACGCGCAUAUGGACGGUCUCGAUGACAUCAGGAAGAACAAGAUCAAGGAAUACUAUGAGGCAGCGGAAGUCAAGGCCAAGUACAAGCCGAAGGCUGCUGCACCUCCACCCAAGCCUGCAGCUGCACCAGCCGGAAAGAAGCCAGCACUCGGAAAGCGACCAGCUCCCAAGAAGGCCGCACCAGCAGCAGCAGCUCCACAACCACCACCUGCCGAAGAGCCAACAGCACCGCUGGCUCCGAAGCCUACAGCACGCCCUGGUGUGUCCAAGCUCAAGUCAGGUCUUGCAGGCCCACGUCUUGGAGGAUUGAAAAAGCCUGGACUUGCUGCUCCCUCGCCGAGGAGGCCAAUUGCUUCGCCACCUCUUGAGGAAGAGGAUAUCGCACCACCACCACAACCGAAAUUCGGCGCUGGACGAGGUCUUGCGGGUCGCCCACUGGGCAAGCCCGCUGCUGAGCCCGUUGCUGCCCCAACCGCUGCCCCGACUGGGCUGGGCUUGGUAGAGCGAGCGGAGCUUGAGGAAUUGAGAGCCGAAGCUGAAAGACUGCAGCGACACAACGAAGAACUUCGCACGGAGCGCACGAAGCUGACGUCUCAGAUCUACGAGCUUCAGAACCAAAACGCUCAACUAAUCGAAGACCACACACGUGACGUGCUCUCCAUCAAGGCCAAAGAAACUCAACUUGUUCGGGCUCGCUCAGAUUAUGAGGCAGCAGAACAAACAACACAGUCCCAGCAACGGGAGAUUGACCGUUUGAAGAGGGAGCUCAGCCGCCAAGUUCGUGUCACUUCCCCACCUCCUGCAGAUCUAGAGCAUCAGAUCUACUCUGAUAGCAACGGGCGCUUCGGUGACUCUAGCUAUACCAGCCACGCGUCGUAUGGUAGCAAAGACAGCCGCAUUGCGAGUGGGCCGAUUAGUCCGGGCGGUGACGGUAAGGAGAACUUUGAUUCUCUCUCUCGACUAGACAGUCAUAUGAGUGACAAGCUAAGUCCUCUGCGAGCAGAUGCGUCCGGCAAAUCGUCGUUCUCAUCUCGCGGUGGUCGUAAUAGCCCAGCUGAGAACGGCACAAGUCGUCUUGGCAGCUCUCAAGCUGCUUCUGGUGCAGAGAGCUGGAAGCGGGCUGCUGAAGUGACACAAAACUUGAAGCAGAGAAUCGAAAUGAUGAAGGUAGAUUCUCAAAAGUAUAACAAGAAUGGCACGCGCAUGACUGACGCAUUUACAGGCCAAGCAAGGCAUUGGUAGGCCGCCACCACAAUAGAUCACGCCAUCUCAUGGCUCUUCUACUUGUCCACAUGCGUUCAGUCAGGCUGCAAUUUGGUAUUUUCACGCGGCGUUCGGUUGCGUUUGGACUCUACAUCAGCUCUAGGCCUGAGAGGUUUGUACGUCCUGGGUUUGGGCAGGAUUUGCAUCAAGUAUACGGUGUUGGCGAGGUGUGGUUCGUAUCC
Molecule: messenger RNA, 3532 nt
Organism: Didymella exigua CBS 183.55
Lineage: Eukaryota; Fungi; Ascomycota; Dothideomycetes; Pleosporales; Didymellaceae
Product: ARM repeat-containing protein
Exons: 3
Coding region: 366-3329 (987 amino acids)
Biological process (GO): microtubule polymerization; mitotic spindle organization; establishment or maintenance of microtubule cytoskeleton polarity
Cellular component (GO): microtubule plus-end; spindle pole; spindle pole body
Molecular function (GO): microtubule plus end polymerase activity; microtubule plus-end binding
Source: RefSeq, a predicted model, not a curated record